UCCGGCCAGCUCAGCGCUCUCCGUGUUGUCAGCGCUGUUUGUUCUCGGUAGUUGUCAGUGCGUCGCAGUGGUCUUCUUUUCUUUUGCCUGUUCUCCGUCAUAACAGCUAAGAUUUUGUAAAGAUGGUUCUGCUGACGAUGAUCGCGCGGCUGGCGGACGGGCUUCCGCUCGCCGCCUCCAUGCAGGAAGACGAACAGGGAAGUGAGAAGUUGGGUCGGGAUCUACAGCAAUACCAGAGCCAGGCGAAGCAGCUGUUCCGCAAGCUCAAUGAGCAAAGUCCCACACGAUGCACCUUGGAAGCUGGAAAUAUGACCUUCCACUAUGUAAUCGAGAAGGGUGUAUGUUACCUGGUGCUGUGUGAGGCAAGCUUCCCAAAAAAGCUGGCUUUUGCGUACCUGGAGGACUUGCAGGCCGAGUUCCACGAGCAACAUGGGAAGAAGGUGCCCAGUGUUUCCCGCCCAUACUCCUUCAUUGAGUUUGACACUUAUAUCCAGAAAACUAAAAAAUCAUACAUCGACAGUAGAGCACGCAGGAACCUGGGCAGCAUCAACACUGAGCUUCAGGAUGUGCAAAGGAUCAUGGUGGCCAACAUUGAGGAGGUAUUACAGCGAGGAGAAGCCCUGUCCGCUCUGGACUCAAAGGCUAGCAACCUCUCCAGCCUGUCUAAAAAGUACCGCAGUGAUGCCAAGUAUCUGAACACUCGCUCCACCUAUGCUAAGCUGGCUGCCGGCGGUGUGUUUUUCAUCAUGCUCAUCGUCUACGUGCGCUUCUGGUGGCUCUGAACAUGAGGGAUCCGGAUGAAGGAUACAGAGUCACAGAGGAGAGCAGCCAGAGAAAAAUUUCUGACAAAAUUUCAAUAAAUAGCAGAACAUCCAGAAGGAGACAAAAAACAAGUCUGGAAAGCUAUCAAACCAAAAUCCUUCCUUCUCCUUUGAGACUUUGACACGGGACAGCAUUCCAUCUCCUGCUAGAUUGACUUAGACCUGUAAUGUAAUUAGUAUUAUUGUUGUUAUAUUGCUGAGUUUAAUUUACAGCAGCAUGUUCUUAAUGACUGCUUUCUGUGUGUGAUAGUCUGCGUGUGAGAAAGAGGAACUGUUUAACUUAAAGUGAAUGACUUAGUGUCUCCUGUACAUCUCGAUCACGGUAAAACACUACCAGUUGCCUCCUUUGCCUCACCUUAAGCUCUGUGUAGAAAAGUUGACAACUUUACCAACACAGGCAUCAUCAGUGGGCAGACUGAACACAUUCAUACUCCUGCUAUUUUAUUAUUGUCACUCUGUCUUUGUUUUAAGGACAGUUCUAUGUGUCUGUAAGAGGCUGACUUUUUUGGCUUUCCGAUGGUGAGGGGGUGGGUGGGUGUGUGUUGUAUGUGCAGUUGAAAGAAAGUGAACCUUCCAGGUGCCCCAUCUCUUUGUCAGUUCCUCCUACACACUGAGUAUUUAAUGCAUUCUUUUACAGACUGGCCAAUUGACCUGGACCUUGUAAAAAGUUUACAUAUAUUGUGUAAAUAGGAACAUUGUCAGUAACUGAGAAGGUUAAACAGUUAUGCCAUUCAGCUUUCAACUGUUAACUGCAAAAAUAAAGUUAGCCAUUUGCACACUUUCCAUGCAGUUGAACAUACUUAAUUUUUGCCCAAGUAGAUUGUCUAUAACUGUA
Messenger RNA from Scleropages formosus (Asian bonytongue), 1656 nucleotides. It is a transcript of the gene sec22bb, whose product is annotated as SEC22 homolog B, vesicle trafficking protein b. NCBI's taxonomy places the organism in Eukaryota, Metazoa, Chordata, Actinopteri, Osteoglossiformes, Osteoglossidae. The transcript has 6 exons. Gene Ontology annotation, molecular function: SNAP receptor activity. The record is from RefSeq and is a predicted model, not a curated record. The coding region runs from base 123 to 782 and encodes 219 amino acids. Gene Ontology annotation, biological process: endoplasmic reticulum to Golgi vesicle-mediated transport; retrograde vesicle-mediated transport, Golgi to endoplasmic reticulum.